Messenger RNA from Osmia bicornis bicornis, 977 nucleotides. RefSeq lists its product as uncharacterized. Bases 184 to 975 code for a protein of 263 amino acids. The record is from RefSeq and is a predicted model, not a curated record. The transcript is spliced from 3 exons. NCBI's taxonomy places the organism in Eukaryota, Metazoa, Arthropoda, Insecta, Hymenoptera, Megachilidae.
UACAUAAAUUGCUUCCUAUAUCAGUAUAUUGUAUAUUCCUAAUUAAUAAUUUUGGAAUAUGUGAUUUUUUCUGUGCAGUUAAGAUGUACUAAAUCUGAUGAUAGAUUUUCUGCAACAUCAACCAGUGAAUUGAAAUAUUUAAUACAAAAAGUUUCAUCUAACUCUAAUAAUUCAUUUUCUGAUAUGCAUAGUACAAAAUGUCCAUCACAUGAAGAUGUAAUUUCGCAAUCUAAAUAUGAACGAAAUUUUGUAACUAUUGAUGUUGUAGACAGUAUUAAUGCAUCUAAUAUUCCCGGAGAAAUAAUUAAACCGUUAAAAAUUUAUCAAACAUAUCUAAACACUGAAUUUUCAAAAAAGUCAGUUAAUAAUGAAAAACGGCAAAAGAUGGUCAAUAAAUUUUUAAUGAAAUUUAAUGAAAUGGACAAAGUUAUACAAAAAACUUCAGUACAAAAAUCUCAUGAUAUAAUUUUACUUACUAAAUACAUGUCUUUCUUUCAAAUUCUUUUUUCCAAAGACGGAGAAGAAGUAUUAAACUCUAGUGCUAUUAAAAAAAUUCAUACUGAAUUACAAUCUACAUGGAAAACGUUUGGAAUGAAAGAGUUUGAUAAUGCGCAUAUUUUGAAAUCAAAUGUGCAAAAAAUACCACUAUGUCCUGUUCUUAAUUUAACAGAAUGGAUGUCAAAUGGAAUAUGGGAUCUUUCCUACAUUAGAAAUUUUAAAGGAUUGUCAAUGAUGUGUUGUAUAUGUUAUACAAAUAAAAAUUACUUAUUAUCUUUCUUUGAAUUACUACAACAGUUACAACAUAUACAUUAUUCUAAAAGUUUAAUUGACAUGCUUUUAAAAGAAGUACUUCCUAAUAUGAAAAUGUUUUCUGAUUCUACACAAUCAGAGUAUGUUAAAAUGUAUAAAAUGAUUUAUAUUCUGUAUCAGGGUUUAAAUCCAAAGAUUCCAGUAUUAGUAAGCACAAAUAAAUAAAG